AUGCCUGCUCUCUUCUCUUCCAGACUAUCAUUUUACUCUGGCCAUUCUUCGUUCUCCAUGUACUGCAUGCUCUUCCUAGCACUUUACCUUCAGGCCAGAAUGAAAGGAGACUGGGCGAGGCUUUUACGUCCCACCAUACAAUUUGGUCUUAUUGCUGCAUCCAUCUUUGUGGGUCUGUCACGUGUAUCUGAUUACAAGCAUCACUGGAGUGAUGUUUUAACAGGACUCAUUCAGGGAGCCGUGGUAGCUGUGCUCAUUGUUGUAUACGUGUCUGACUUCUUCAAAGUGAGAGGAUGUACAUUUCAACCGAAGGAAGAUUCCCAUACAACCCUACAUGAGACUCCAACAAACGGAAAUCACUUUGGCAGCAAUCAUCAGCCAUGAAGCAUGACCCACCUGUCUUGCUCUUUGAAAGGAAAACAAUUUCACAAGUCUAACUAUGUAAUAAAAGUAAAUGCCUUUAAGGAACUGCUGCUGCUCUUGAAUGCUCACUUUACCUGUAUAUAGUAACAUCUACCACAGUUACAAUAACCACAGUUAUUGUAUAUCUAAACUUCAAAUUUCUGUUGGUGCAAGCCCUUGCUUAAAAGAAAAAAGCUAUUCAAAUUGUAAAUUUUUAUUGAAAACAUGGUAACAGUUAUAUUACAUAUACUGUUUGUACAUGCCUUAUUAAAAUAACUGUGGUUAAAAUACGCUCCAUUAAAA
Molecule: messenger RNA, 705 nt
Organism: Nestor notabilis (Kea)
Lineage: Eukaryota; Metazoa; Chordata; Aves; Psittaciformes; Psittacidae
Product: lipid phosphate phosphohydrolase 1-like
Exons: 3
Coding region: 1-384 (127 amino acids)
Biological process (GO): phospholipid metabolic process; phospholipid dephosphorylation; signal transduction
Molecular function (GO): phosphatidate phosphatase activity
Source: RefSeq, a predicted model, not a curated record